This is a messenger RNA of Cuculus canorus (common cuckoo), 1814 nucleotides long. It is a transcript of the gene B4GALNT1, whose product is annotated as beta-1,4-N-acetyl-galactosaminyltransferase 1. Bases 137 to 1729 code for a protein of 530 amino acids. Gene Ontology annotation, molecular function: hexosyltransferase activity. Gene Ontology annotation, cellular component: Golgi membrane. The transcript has 12 exons. The record is from RefSeq and is a predicted model, not a curated record. Lineage: Eukaryota; Metazoa; Chordata; Aves; Cuculiformes; Cuculidae. Gene Ontology annotation, biological process: ganglioside biosynthetic process.
UCCGGUACCGGCAGCGCCCGGAGCCGCAGCGGAGCCGGCGCUGCGGUGGGGACAGAGCCAUGAGCGAGGGCUGAGACCCCCCCGGGACCCCCAGCGGUCGGCACUGGUGGGCACUGGUCCGUACUGGUGGGGCAGGAUGCGGGGCGCCCCGAAGCCGCUCUUCGUGCUGCUCUUGGCGGCCUCGGCCUCGCUGGCGGCGCUGCUGCUGCACCUCUGGGCCCCCAAAGGCCCCCCCAGCGUGGACCUGCGCAGACCCCCCCCCGGCAGGGUCACCCCCCAACUCACCCCCCCCGCCCGGCAGUACCCCGACGUCCCCUUCCGCCUGCGCCGCGACGUCAUGGAGCUGCUCCCCAGGAACGGGUGCUCGUGCGAGGCGGAGGCGUCGCUGCCGCUGCACCCGCAGCUCUUCGGCCACGGCCCCGGCGUUGACUUCGCCGACGCCUUCGCCCCUGCGGAGCGCGCGCGGCUGCAGCGCCUGCGCGAGAGCGAGUUCCGCAGCCACCGCCUGCGGGUGCAGAACGCGGCGGAUCGGCUGCUGAUCGCUCGCGCCAACUCUCCCCUCGAGUUCCCCACACAGGGGGUGGAGGUGCGGCCGCUGCAGAGCGUCCUCCUGCCCGGGCUCAGCCUUCAGGCGCCGCGCAGCGACCGGUACCAGGUGACGCUCUCGGCCACGCUGGGGACGCUGGCGGUGGCGGCCGAGGUGGAGGGCGUGGAGCGUCGGGGCGAGGGGCAGCCUCGGCUCUCGUUGGCCGCCGCGCGCCUCGACCACCUCAACCGGCAGCUCCAGUUCGUCACCUACACCAGCACCCAGUUCCACCCCGACACCGCCGACAUCGUGCAGUUUGCCACCCCCGGGCACGAGGCCGCCUUCACCGUCCGCAUCCGGCACCCGCCCGCCCCCCGCCUGUACGGCCCCAGCCCCCCCGCUGACGGCGACGGCGACGGAGGGUACAACGUUUCGGCGCUGGUGACCAUCGCCACUAAGACGUUCCUGCGCUACGACAAACUGCGCGGGCUCAUCGCCAGCGUGCGCCGCUUCUACCCCUCCAUCACCAUCGUGGUGGCGGACGACAGCCAACGGCCCGAAGCCCUCCAGGGACCCCACCUCGAGCACUACCUCAUGCCCUUCGGCAAGGGCUGGUUCGCCGGGAGGAAUCUGGCGGUGUCGCAGGUGACGACCAAAUACGUACUGUGGGUGGACGACGACUUCAUCUUCACCCCCCGAACCCGUCUGGAGAAGCUCGUGGAUGUGCUGGAGAGAACCAGCCUGGACCUGGUGGGCGGGGCGGUGCGGGAGAUCACCGGCUUCACCACCACGUACCGUCAGCGGCUCUUGGUUCGAGGGGGGGAUUCAGGGGGCGACUGUUUGCGCCCCAUUCCCGGUUUCCACCACCGCCUCGAGGGGUUCCCGCGCUGCGUCGUUACCGACGGAGUCGUCAACUUCUUCCUGGCGAGGACCGACAAAGUGCGGCAAGUGGGGUUCGACCCCCGACUGCGACGAGUGGCGCACCUCGAGUUCUUCAUCGACGGUCUCGGGGUUCUUCACGUGGGCUCCUGCGAGGACGUGGUGGUGGACCACGCGUCCAAGCUGGCGCUGCCGUGGCGCCGGACGGAGGGCGAACGGCAGUACGCGCGGUUCCGGUAUCCACCGGCGCGCGACGACAGCGUCCGCCUCAAACACCGCCUCUUCUUCUUCAAGAACCGCUUCAAGUGUAUGGCCGGCAACUGAGGACCACCGGCCACCGGCCACCGCCCGAGGCCACCCACACGGCCACCACCACCGCCUGAGGUCAUCGACAGGGCCACCACCACCA